UCAAGCCGUUGACAGAAUAGUGCAGACGCUCUGGUUGCUUACAACUACGCUACAUUUAUUGAGAAAUGGACAGCAGGGAACGGAAUAACAAUUCGUGAAAUUCAAUAUGAACUUUUCCGGACUUUAAUAUUUCACCCACGCGACGUCCCCGGGGCGAAGGAUAGGGCGUAUUAUCACCCUCGCGUCGACCACUGAAAGCCAAGAGACAUUAAUAAACAUUAAGCGUCGUCAGCUAACAGUUAGCAGACAGAAACACGACUCAGAGUAUUGCGUUACUGUUUCUUUUCUCUUAGCCUGUCACGCAGCCAGCAAGGAGACCCCCAGAGACUGAAGCAGAGAGAUGCAGUCAUCAGCGCAGCACGGGCAGGCUUGACUCUGGUUUCAGACAACCAUGGAGUCCUCUUCUGAGUCCCAGCUGGAGCCUGACACAACUUUGCACCAUGCAGAGUUGAGAGAGCAUCAUGCCGCCUCUGCUGCUGUAACGUACAGCGAUGACACCGUCCUUCUGACCCCAGGCAGGAUGAGCCAACGGCAGGCGAAGGAGCGGGAGAAGGACAAGGAGAAGGACAAAGAGAAGGAGGCAGGCCUCCAAACACCCAACAGGGAACACAUUGCAACCCCCUCUAACCUCAGCCCAGGGGUCAGCUACAGCCACGGUUUUGAGAGAGUGAAGGAGGACCUCCUGCCUCUGCCUUUGAAAGAGGACUCUAAUUCCAUAUCAAAGAGCAAGUCUGAAACAAAGCUGUACAAUGGCUCGGAUAAGGAUGUGCCAGCGUCUGGUGGAAAGCUCACCAAGAAGGAGUCCCUCAAGGUGCAGAAGAAGAACUACAGAGAAGAAAAGAAGAGGGCGACCAAGGAGCUACUCAGCACCAUCACGGAUCCCUCUGGUAUCGUCAUGGCUGACUGGCUGAAGAUCCGAGGCACACUAAAGAGUUGGACCAAGUUGUGGUGUGUGCUGAAACCAGGCGUCCUCCUCAUAUAUAAGACUCACAAAAACGGCCAAUGGGUGGGAACGGUACUGCUGAAUGCCUGUGAACUCAUCGAGAGGCCUUCCAAGAAGGACGGCUUCUGCUUCAAGCUCUUUCACCCCCUGGAGCAGUCCAUCUGGGCUGUCAAGGGUCCUAAAGGAGAAGCGGUGGGCUCUAUCACGCAACCGUUACCCAGCAGCCACCUCAUCUUCCGAGCUUCGUCAGAGUCUGAUGGUCGGUGCUGGAUGGACGCAUUGGAGCUGGCCCUGAAGUGUUCCAGUCUGCUAAAGAGGACCAUGAUCCGGGAGGGGAAGGAGGACAUGAGCACAGUAUCCGCCGGUGGAGAGCACUCCAUUAAUUUCUACAGCCUCCUCAGGGCACACAACAUGCAUGGUUUCCAGUUUAACGACACUGACCAUCUGAAAGACCCGGACCUGUACUCAGAUAAAUCAGACAGGGAGGGAGAACAAGACCACGAGGAGUCAGACCCAGAGGGCCUGGAAAAGAGCGAGGAGAGCGACAGCGACACAUCAGAGCGCCAGGAUGACUCUUACAUCGACCUGGACCCCAAUGAGCAUCUGCGGGAAACCCCAUACAUGGAGCAGUCACAUGAGGAGCUGGGGGAGGCCGGUGAGGCUGCUCAGACAGAGACUGUAUCUGAGGAGAAUAAAUCUCUAAUCUGGACUCUGCUGAAGCAAGUGCGACCAGGCAUGGAUCUAUCCAAGGUUGUGCUGCCCACUUUUAUCCUGGAGCCAAGAUCCUUCCUGGACAAACUGUCCGAUUACUACUAUCACGCUGACUUCCUGUCAGAAGCUGCAGUUGAAGAGAACGCCUAUAACCGUAUGAAGAAGGUGGUGAAAUGGUACAUUUCUGGAUUUUACAAAAAGCCAAAGGGGUUGAAGAAACCUUACAACCCCAUCAUUGGAGAGACGUAUCGGUGCAUGUGGCUCCAUCAGAAGACCAACAGCAAGACAUUUUACAUUGCAGAACAGGUCUCCCACCACCCACCAGUGUCAGCCUUCUAUGUCAGCAACAGGAAAGAUGGGUUCUGCCUCAGUGGCAGCAUCCUCGCCAAGUCCAAGUUUUACGGAAACUCACUGUCGGCCAUAUUAGACGGCGAGGCUCGGCUCACGUUCCUCAACAGAGGGGAGGACUACAUAAUGAACAUGCCUUACGCUCACUGUAAAGGCAUACUGUAUGGAACCAUGACCCUGGAGCUGGGUGGUCAGAUCACUAUUGCAUGUGAAAAAACAGGCUACAGCGCUCAGCUGGAGUUCAAACUAAAGCCGUUCCUGGGCAGCAGCGAUUGUGUCAACCAGAUUUCUGGAAAGAUCAAGCUGGGAAAGGAGGUGUUGGCUACUCUAGAGGGACACUGGGACAGCGAGAUCUUCAUCAACGACAAGAAGACGGGGACGGUGGAUACUUUCUGGGACCCAACGCCAGAGCUGAGACAGAACAGGCUGACCCGCUACACCGUCCCACCUGAAGAGCAGGGGGAGUUUGAGUCAGAAAGACUGUGGCAGCAUGUGACUCGAGCCAUCAACAACAAGGACCAGACUGAGGCUACCAACGAGAAGUUCAUCCUGGAGGAAGCUCAGAGAAAGGCAGCCCGUGAGCGCAAGGCCAAAUGCGAGGAGUGGGUCUCUGCCUUGUUCGAGCAGGACCCCAUCACCGGAGAAUGGCAUUACAGAUAUGCCGACACAAGGCCGUGGGAUCCACUCAAUGACCUCAUUCAGUUUGAGAAAGAUGGCUGCAUCCAGACCAAGGUCCAACACUGCACCCCUAUGGUACGUUCUGGCAGUCUUAUUAGUCUGAGUAACCAGGGGCCGCGGAGGGACAAUUGCAAGUGCCAGGUAAUGGUGCCAAAGAGAAAACACAAGAGCGACAAGCCCAAGAGCCCAGAAAGUGGGUGCUCCUCACCAGAACCUGAUCGACACGACUCAUCUGGCAGUGAGCGACACAAAAGCAAGCAUAACAGCCGGCUGAGGAAAAAGGGUGCAGACCUCACUGAACUUCAAAGUGCCAUCGAAUCUAUAAAGCAGACGCAGGAGGACAUUAACAGGAGCAUCACUGUACUGCGGAGCCGUACAGUAAGCCAGGCAGAAAGCAGUUCCUUCCUCCAGCAGCGGGACUACGUCGUCAUCGCUUUCCUCAUCAUCCUUCAGGUUCUGAUCAACUACAUUUUCAAGUAGCAGCCACAAGGCCCCCCUCACACACACAACCCUUGAAACCUAACCAUCGAGAUGGAGAUUUUUAGACCUCUGCUUCCAUCCUUCUCUCUGCCUAAUAAACCCAUAUACUUAUGUUCUGAGAAGCAGAAGCCUCCCCUCAAAAAGAGAGAGUUUUUAACAUAUUCAUUUGUUACCAUCACAAUACCAAAUCUCUGCCGAGAUGCGCAUAUUUCAUGGAGGACAGGAGCUGUGGGCAGACAUUCCUGAAGAAGGGAAUUUCAUGUGAGAAAGUCUCGACUGCCUCUCGGGAAUUUUUAUUCAUUUGCCUUGAUAAUGAAGGCAAAGACAGCAGCCAUUUUCUUUGUGCUUUUUAAUUAUUGUUUUUUUUAUGGAAUGAUGCUACUCUGUUUCACAUUUCACCUCAAACGACAUGGAACCUGUCAACACAAAAACAAGGACCACAGCUCAGAUUGUAACACAGGCACAUUUUUAGCAUUCCUCUCUCUUUUCUGAUCACAUCUGGAAGUCUGCUCAGAACAUAAAACAACAAACAUGAGAAAAGGGAAAGAAAAGCAGGGUGGUCCAACCUGCGUGACUUUUAUUUUUGUAUUAUCAGAUCCUCCUAUAUUAACUCUGGAUUCCAUACGUGGAAAUAGAAGACAACAAUACAAGCGACAAAAGGAACAGAAGCUAUAGAACUCCACUUUUUGCAUACAAGGUCAUUGUUUAGAAGAAAAACAAUCACAUGUUUGACACGUGGUAUGUGUAUAUUGUAAGUAUUGUGUACAAACUGGAAUGAACUUUAACCCUUUGGGGACCAUUUUUGUCUUAUGGCACAAAUGCACUGGAAAAGUGAGACAUUUGCAUUGUUCCUGCACUCAUCCGUUACAUCACUUCAACAUGGGAUCAAACUGAUGCUCUCAUUAAGGAAACAAAUUGAAAUAUAUAUAUUUAAGCCCUUUUUGGAAUAUCUUGGUUAUCACUGCCCUUCUACUAAUCUCUGAGCUUAUGGUUGAGAUUACCAAUCACCAAAGGUUUCAACGAAGUUUAGAGCAGCACUCUAACACGUCUUAGACCUCAUUUUGUAGUAUUUGUAGUUUUUUUUCCAAGAUCAGAGUGAACAAAUUAUCAAGAUUUCUGCUCACUAUUUAACAUCCUUUAUCAGAUGAGUAAAUCUCUAUAGCAACUAACGCCUCACGUCUAAGUUGGUAAACGAUGUAUUUGACCAAUAGUUUAUUGGUGUUAUUAACAUGUUUUCACCAAUGCGGUUCUAGUGUCAAACUAGGUCUGGUGUUGUAGCUGAUUCUUAACCGGUUCUAUAGGAAAUCCAGCAACAAAGACCUAAAUCACACCAUUGAUGACCUAAUAUCACUGGGAUAAAUAUUGACGUCCCAGUCGGGAUUUAUGGUUCCCAUUGCUGACCCAAUUAGUUUAAUCACAGCACUAAGUCACUUUCUGAUGACGUUCAGGAAGCUGCAGAUAUUUUUUCCUAACUGGAGUUUGAUUGUUGUAAUAACAUUUAUUAUUGAGAAGGAUCUAAUAAUAUAAUAUACAACAUACAAUGUUUUUAUAUAAAAUGUAAAUAAAACAGAUUAAGUUUGUUUGUUUUCAAAUUUGAUACUUCUUUUAUAAGUUUUAGUAUCUUUUAAAAGAUGUCUUAUUCCCUAUCAGAAAACAAAAAUCUUUUUUUUAAAGAAAAUAAUUUUAAACCUAAAUUUACUAGGAGUAUGAAUCCCUUUGGGCUUUAAUGAAGGUCACUCUUCUUUCUCUUGGCAGGAUUUAUAAACAACAGCAGACUUUAGAAAUUCAGUUGAGGAUUGCAUGCGUGAAAACAGCGCUGAUAUUUUUAUGCUACAGUAUAGAAAGGGGGUCAUAUUGGAUAAAAACAGGCAGAUAUUAGUGCAAACCUGACAUAAUGUUGGGACAUGAUGUUGCUGUUGGUUGUGUCUUAAAUUAAGCAAGCUAUAAUUGAAACUGACACUGUAGCUUUAAAACCCGGUGCUUGCACCGUUUCAAUUGACUGUUGGUGUCCACGAUCCCUCAUUCAGCUCCUUACCAAAUAGUUUCUUUAAAAGUCUUGCCAAAAUAAAACCUGUUUUUGGGUGCUUCGGUUAAAAAUAAGUGCCAAGCAACAGUUUAACAUGUGAACUGGAUUGGUGGAAAACUAAUGUUAAAGCAAGUAACUGUUUAGUGUGCAGAAAUAGAAAUAUAACAGAAAUAGACUCCAGGUAAGGAAAAAAACCUCACUUAUUCACUGCCUGACUGCAGUGGCUUCACUGCACGUCCCGUAGAGAGCAUCAUUUGCCUCCUCCAGCGCAUUUGAGCCUUAGAUUUUAAACAUGUAACCUAGAUUAGACAUGUUAUGAAGCUCCUCAUCAGAGCAUGUAGACUUUUUCUAACUGUCGCCAUGUAAGAGCAUUCCAAAUGUACAAAAACGUCCAGCAAAACUCUGUAGAGUAGAAGUCUGUUCAAUUCACUGUGUAAAUAUCUAGGUGGGCAACAGCUCCUCCAGAGCAGCACGCAGACACUCACUGUGUGCACAAAUCUUAUUUCUUAGACUUGCUCAAGUUGAAAAUGUAAUCGACUAGUCCGUAAAGAUCCAGAUAAGUUUAGGAGCACUGUUUCAAUGUGUAUUUUAUUCAUGUCUUCGCCUAUUAUGAUGUUAGCCUUGUCGACGUUUACACAUGCAAUUGCCUCCACCGUCAGCAGACUGUUAAAGUGAUGGAAGCGUUGGGACACUGAGACCGGUAGCAUUGGUAGGAGCCAGCUGCACACACCCCCCCACCCACCCACCCCACCCACACACCCCAGAAGUUACCCGGCUGGCCCGAAUGUAUGCGUCUGUGUGUUGCCGUGCAUCCUCAUUGCCUCAGAUGGUAGAAUGUGGACAAAUAAGUAUAUACCAGUGCCUUUUAGAGUCUGACUUGGUGUGAGGUAGUACCUCAGUGGAGGUGGAAGGAGGGCAAGAGAGCUGUGGACAGGGUGGGAGAGAAGAAUAGUCUGAGUCCAGGUCUUAAAGAGGAGUGGUAACGAGGGAUCUGCUGGUGAAUAGGUGGUGUCGGACUUGGACUAGGACUUGUAGUCACUAUAGAGCUGUAGUGUGGACGUGCCAUAUGAAAUCUGACUCCACAGGUAGAGAUCCUGCCCAGCUCCUGAAACGCCCCCUCAGAAACUAUGAUGCAUCUGUAGGUUCCUGAAGGCUGAUCCCUGCCACAGGAGAGAGAGUGGUGUUUUCCUUCUUUCUCUCUCACCCCCUUGUCUUCAACACACCAAACAUGGAGGGAAUCGACCAUCUUUACUGUAUGUUGUUGUUGCCGUGUCUGUGAAAUACUGUUUUAUUUAUUCCUCUUUUCUACGUGGAUUUAUGUUGAACAUUUCUUUCAGGUCAUAGUUUUAGGUCACUGUUCUUUUGUCUUUUUUUGUCUGUUUUUUUUAACAGUGAUUUAAAAUGAACAUGCUCGUUUUUAUUCCACACCACGUUAACAUCGAACACAAGGGACUGUCCAAACUGACUAACUUAUACACACACAUCACACACCUUUUUCCUAUUCAAGUAAUUGAAUAUAUUUACUGUAUCUCCAUGGAAACUGUAACUUCUUGGAAGUUUAUGGUCACAUGUAACCCAAUAAAAACAAAUGGCAUACUUC
Messenger RNA from Girardinichthys multiradiatus, 6786 nucleotides. It is a transcript of the gene osbpl8, whose product is annotated as oxysterol binding protein-like 8. Bases 392 to 3160 code for a protein of 922 amino acids. The record is from RefSeq and is a predicted model, not a curated record. Gene Ontology annotation, molecular function: cholesterol binding. The transcript has 24 exons. Gene Ontology annotation, cellular component: intracellular membrane-bounded organelle; membrane; cytosol. NCBI's taxonomy places the organism in Eukaryota, Metazoa, Chordata, Actinopteri, Cyprinodontiformes, Goodeidae.